Molecule: messenger RNA, 3789 nt
Organism: Macrosteles quadrilineatus (aster leafhopper)
Lineage: Eukaryota; Metazoa; Arthropoda; Insecta; Hemiptera; Cicadellidae
Product: palmitoyltransferase ZDHHC3-like
Exons: 7
Coding region: 124-984 (286 amino acids)
Biological process (GO): protein targeting to membrane; peptidyl-L-cysteine S-palmitoylation
Cellular component (GO): endoplasmic reticulum; Golgi apparatus
Molecular function (GO): protein-cysteine S-palmitoyltransferase activity
Source: RefSeq, a predicted model, not a curated record
UAUAUUUUUUUCUAAACGUAUUUGCAAUGCAUUUAAAAGUGAAUUUCGAGAAAGUGAUUGGCAGGCAAAAUAUUUACGACAGUGAUAGUAAAAUUUAAAUUAUAUCGAGACAACAAAUGGAAGAUGGACUAUGACAGUUUGCUGUACAAAAGAGAGGUGGACCCUCACAACCGUUGCUGUGGCGGUUGGCUAUGGUGCAUCAGAGACAUAUGCGGAGUUGUCUGUGCCAUCCUGACCUGGCUGCUGAUCCUUUAUGCAGAGUUUGUGGUGAUGAGCGUAAUGCUGAUACCCAGUCCAUACCCGAUCUACAGUUAUAUCAACAUGCUUAUCUUCCAAACACUGGCCGUUCUUGCGUUUGCUUCUCACUUACGCACCAUGUUCACUGAUCCGGGGUCAGUUCCCAAAGGCAACGCCACUAAAGAGAUGAUUCAACAGAUGGGUUGCAGAGAAGGUCACGUUUUCUUCAAGUGUCCCAAGUGUUGCAGCAUCAAACCUGAAAGAGCCCACCACUGCUCUGUAUGCCAAAGAUGUAUUCGUAAGAUGGAUCACCACUGUCCUUGGGUUAACAACUGUGUUGGUGAAGAUAAUCAGAAGUAUUUUGUUCUUUUUACCUUCUACAUAGCAUCGAUAUCCAUCCAUUCCCUGUUUCUGGUCGCCAACCAGUUCUACACAUGCGUGAGACUAGAGUGGAAGGAUUGUUCUUCUUACUCUCCCCCGACGACGGUGGUGCUGCUUGUGUUCCUGGUGUUUGAAGCGCUUCUGUUCGCCAUCUUCACUCUGGCAAUGCUCGUUACCCAGUUGCAUGCUAUCUGGAAUGAUGAGACGGGUAUAGAGCAACUCAAGAAGGAGGAGGCACGUUGGGUCCGCAAGUCUCGCUGGAAGAGUAUUCAAGCUGUGUUCGGAAGGUUUUCUCUCGCUUGGUUCUCUCCUUUCACACGACCUCCGCCCAAAGUCAAGCUGGAGAGCUACUUGUAUUCUGUCUAAGUGUUAUCGGCUGUUUUGUAUUUUCGUUGUACAUUAUUUUAUUAGCGAUUUUCUAAAAUAUAUCUCUCAGUUCUUACAGAAGAAUCUUGAUUAACCGAGGUAAUCUAAAGUGAGGUUAUCUCGGAUAACCAAAACCUCUGUUUGAAACGGAUAUUUACAAAGACAUUAGGGAGUAUUGAUUUAAACACCAAAAAAUAAUUUAACUGCUGUUAAAUUAACGGUUAAGGAUGUAAUAUGCACAAUGGCAACUUUUUAAGCGGUUUCCGUUAGGGUAGCAGGCUGGUCUGAAUAAGAAAGAGUCUUGCACGAAUAAAAAAAAUCCAAUAUACAUAACAUGUACAUUUCACUGUCAAUGACAGCAUUUUCAAUUUAAGAAAGGUAUAGGCUGGAGUUAAAUUCGUCUUUAGGCCUGAUAGGUAAUAACUGUACUAUUAUCACGUUAAGUGCACAGGGCGAGAGUUCUCACCUGCGGGACUGUCACGGGGCAGGAAAUGUCGUCAUCCUACCAUGCUUCAGUGUGAGCUCAGACUCGCAUGGGGAACGUUGUGUCCGAUUGCUGCUUAUUGUGCCAGUUUUGUACUUCAAUCCAGUAUAACUCGUUUUCACUCAGAUCUGACUAUUUUAUGCGUGGAGGGGGCUGUUCCAAAUUUAGUGUAGUGUAGCCAGUGUGGGGUUUUUGCUUGUAUUUAGUGAAAUGGAAUAGAUAGAAUAAUGAUAAUAAUUACUGUAGGGAAGCAUUUUGAAUGGAACCUAGCCUUAAAAUUGUCCUUGAAAAUUGACACCUUUUUUGCGAUUUAUUUUAAUGGUAUCAGGGUUUUUUGGCCUUGCAUUUUCCCUCCUUUUGGCAAUACUGAGCAGGUUUGCAGUUUUGUUUAGUGCUGCUAUCUGUUGGGUUCUUGUAAAACUAUGUCCAAAACGACUGGAACACAGUAUAUGUCUCUUAUUUGAAUGAAACUAAAUUUCAAUGUUUUCGCACACUCAACUACGCAGCGCAUUAGCUUUUACCGCCACCGGUCGCAGCCGGGCAUUGUGUAACCGCACUAAACGUGUAAAUGGAUCGGUUCGAAACAAACAAAAGAACUUACUAUUUACAAUUGAUAACAUUGCUUAACCCCUAAAAUUUCAAAAAGUGGAAAAAGUGCUUUGUUUUUUUCUCCAAACUGCGCAGACGUAACAUAAGUACGUCAGCUGACUUUUUGUUUUCUUGGUAUUCUGCAUAUACCAGUGGCUUCUGACUAGCGCUUUAUCCAUUAAUGUAACUCACUAUUUUGUGUAGGUCAAUUUUCAAUUGCUUAAUUGGAAAUUUCAGACUGUUGGUUAUCAUUCAACCAAUCGCCCACAUUGUUUCACUCCAAUGAACUCAGAAAACCUUAACGUCAUAGGUUAGUAAGUCACUAGACUUACUCGACUCAUAACGACAGUAUUAAAUUGGGGCAGCCACAGGUUGAAUCUGACUCAACAUGCAACUCAAGUAGCGAGUUAGCAGUCCGAUCACCGAAUCCAACAGUAAUGCUUCCAUAUUUACAUGAAGCUAAUAUAAUUUACACAUCCAGUGAAUACUCAUACUCAGUGAACUGAACACGGAACUUCGAUUAGUAGAACCUCAGUUAAUCAGGAUUCUUUUGUACCAUUUGUGUUAAAAAUUACGUUUAUUGUGUUGUGAACUAUGUUUAUACAUUUUACGUGUCAAAAUGUGUUUGCGUGAUUGAACACUGAAAAAUUAUUUCACACCCAGUUGAAAUAUUUUAUAUUUUAUAUAUAUUUUUAAAAUGACAUUAGAUAGAAAAUGUAGGUUUUAAUAGAUAUACAACUAUUGUGGAAUGUACGCCUUUUAUUGUAUUAAUUUUAGCGUAGCUUUUACAUUAUGGAAUUAUUUCUGUAUGAGUUCCUGUAGCUGUAAAACAUGACUUAAGAAAUACUUUUAUAUUGAGAAGCUAAGCGGUUUUGAUAAAAGUGUGUUUACUAUCGAAUAUCAACGUGAUUUAGGAUUAAGUUAUUAUUUUUAUAAUUAAUUAAUGUAUUUGCAAAUAAGUAUUUUUUAAGUAUUAAAAUACUUUUAAAAAUCAUUUAGGUUUUAUAUUUUAGUGAUUAUUAGGGCAACGUGCCUGUUUGGUAAAUUUAAUUUGAUUUAUUGUCUAAUGAAUUUAACACAUUUAUUUUUCCAAAAUGUAAUCAUCACAGAUUAUUAUUAAUGAAUGUGGAAAUGGCAAAAUUAUAAUGAAAUUAUUAAAAAUACUGAUCAAUUUUAUAAUAAUUAAAAACUAUAGAUUGUAUUCUAUUUUUACAUUAGUUUACGGGUUUAAAUGAAUUGUUGCUUUUUAAAAAUCUGAACAUGGCAUAUAUUUGUCCCUCAAAAAAGCUACAAAGCUACAGGGUAAGAAAGGGCCAUGUGGCCCUAACUUUGACUGUGUAAACAAAUGAUUUUUUAUUUCAUUUUCAUUUCAUUACAUUUCAAAGCUCAAUUAGGACAAUGAUUAAAAGGCACAUGAAUUUUUAAAUGUGAUUUAUCUAAAAAUUUACCAUUUAUUAAUGAACAAAAAUUACCAUAAAUUCUUGCUGUAUUAGAAAAAUAGAAUUUAUAACUGAACUGAUUAAAAUUAUUUAACUAUUUUUGUUUUCAAAAUAUAUUAUUUGUUAAAUAUUGUUUUAAGAGACAUAGUAUUAUGACUAGCUGCAAUCAAAGUAAAACAACCGUGAGACAAUAUAGUAUUUUUUAGUGUUAUCUGAAGUUUUAUAUAUUUAUUGUUUGUUUUUCAUGUUAAGGUUUUUGUGAUUCAUCUUUAAAUAAACCGGAUCAUAGCUUAA